UCUGAGGGUCAAUGUUCCUUCUCAAUUCUCCCUCAUUAUGAAUUGAAAAUUUUCCUUCUUUUUCUUUUCUCUCUCUCUCUCUCUUUACUUUUUUUCUUUUUCCUUUUUGAUUUUCAAUUCAAGAAGAAAAUCGUACAGUGCAGAAUUCAUACCGGUAUGUUUUGGUUUUACUUCUCUCAUAGUGAAAAACAAGGGCCCUUUGCUUUAAAUAUGCUGCAGUGAACUCAAGAGAGAGAAUGAGAGGGUUCUUCUUCACCUUUGAUGGCUAUGCCCAUGAAUUGCUGAGUGUUUUCUACUACUGAUUUAGGUUUGGGUUUCUAUUACUGUUAUUUUCAUUGAACCCAUUUCUUGUUUGAGUUUCUAUUGUGAGUUGCUGUGCAAAUUUUGGGAUCUGGGUUCUAGGGUUUGAAGGGUUUGAGAUUUUGACUUUCUCUUUCCUUGGAUUCCUUUCCAUUUCUGAGAAAUUGGUAUUGAAACCUGUUCUGGGUUCUGGUCAAAAAGUAAACUUUUUUACUUUUUGGAUUUAACAAGUGUUGGGGUCAGUGUUGUUUGUGUUUUCAUGAAUUUGGUCAAAGCUGUGAUCUUUAGAAGGAGUUGAGCUGAAUUUGUUAUAGAUUGAUGGGCUAAAGGCUUUUGUUGGUGUUGCUGCUUCCAGUGUUUCAACAAGGGUGCAAUUGUCUGUUAUUAUCCCUGAUUGCUUUGUGUGAGUAGCGAAGGCUAUCAUCAUCAUCAUGCAUCUUUCACUAUGGAAGCCCAUUUCUCACUGUGCUUCUCUGAUCAUGGAUAAGAAGAGCAAAAGGAAAGAUGAAUCCAUGGGUGAUACAAAGAGAAAUCCAUCAAUGCUCCGGAAGAUGCAAGAAAGCAAGCUCAGGGAAGCUCUUGAAGAAGCUUCAGAAGACGGGUCACUCUUCAAAUCACAAGACGUUGAACCUGACACUGUUGGGAACCAAGAUGAGAGCCUUGGGAGAUCCAGAUCGUUGGCCAGGCUGCACGCCCAGCGCGAGUUCCUUCGGGCCACGGCACUUGCAGCGGAGCGCACAUACGAGUCUGAGGAGUCAAUUCCCAGCCUUGAAGAAGCAUUUUCGAAGUUCCUCACUAUGUACCCCAAGUACCUGUCCUCAGAGAAAGUUGAUCAGUUGAGGUCUGAUGAAUAUUCACAUUUGUCACCAAAGGUAUGCCUUGAUUAUUGUGGGUUUGGACUCUUCUCUUUUGUUCAGACCAUUCACUAUUGGGAGUCUUCUACAUUUAGCUUGUCUGAGAUAACUGCAAAUUUGAGUAACCAUGCACUUUAUGGUGGUGCUGAGAAAGGAACUGUUGAGCAUGAUAUAAAGACUAGAAUUAUGGACUAUCUGAAUAUCCCUGAGAAUGAAUAUGGCCUUGUUUUUACUGUUAGUAGAGGAUCAGCUUUUAAAUUGCUGUCUGAAUCAUACCCUUUUCAGACCAACAAAAAAUUGCUGACCAUGUUUGACCAUGAGAGCCAAUCUGUUGCUUUGAUGGCUCAGAGUGCCAGAGAAAAAGGUGCCAAAGUGCACAGUGCAUGGUUUAAAUGGCCAACCCUCAAACUCUGCUCCACUGAUUUGAGGAAACAGAUUUCCAAUAAGAAGAAGAGGAAGAAGGAUUCAGCUACUGGUCUUUUUGUAUUCCCAGUUCAGUCUAGAGUAACUGGGGCUAAGUAUUCCUACCAGUGGAUGGCCUUGGCACAACAGAACAACUGGCAUGUCUUGCUUGAUGCUGGAUCAUUGGGCCCGAAGGAUAUGGAUUCGCUUGGCUUAUCCCUAUUCCGGCCAGAUUUUAUAAUUACAUCAUUUUACAGGGUAUUUGGGUAUGAUCCCACUGGUUUUGGCUGUCUUCUGAUCAAGAAAUCGGUGAUGCCCAGCCUUCAAAAUCAAUCUGGGUGUACUGGUUCAGGAAUGGUGAAGAUUACCCCUGAGUUUCCUAUGUAUUUGAGUGACUCUGUUGAUGGAUUGGAUAGGUUGGUUGGGAUUGAAGAUGAUGAAGCCCCUGGCCUUGGUGAGAAGACUUCUGAAGCUCGUCCUGGAACACAGUUGCCUGCCUUUUCUGGUGCAUUCACAUCUUCACAGGUAAGAGAUGUCUUUGAGACUGAAAUGGAUCAUGACAGCUCUGAAAGAGAUGGAACUAGCACUAUAUUUGAAGAGACCGAGAGUGUAUCUGUUGGAGAAGUUAUAAGGAGCCCUGUCUUCAGUGAGGAUGAGUCGUCAGACAACUCAUUUUGGAUUGAUUUGGGUCAGAGUCCAUUGGGUUCUGACUGUGUUGGUCAAUCGAGUAAACACAAGAUAGCUUCUCCCCUACCUCCUUUCUGGUUCAGUGGAAGGAGGAACCAGAAGCAACAUUCUCCAAAACCAACUUCCAAGAUGUAUGGAAGCCCUAUGUAUGAUGACAGAGAGGUUAGCCUAGGUACUCAUGACGAACACCGUGUUCUGUCAUUUGAUGCUGCUGUCCUAAUGUCACAAGAACUAGACCGAGUCAAAGAGGUCCCUGAAGAAGAGCAUGUUGAUGAAGUUUAUCAUUAUUCAAGAAAUGGAGACGAGUCAGAUCAUCUGCAUGCCAAUGAGAUCGUAGAAGAAGCUGGAGCCAGUGAAGCCGUUUAUAAUGGAUCUGUUGCUUUCGAAGGAUCUUGGCUAAAUAGUUCAACCUCUCCUGCACGUCAUCAAAGCUUGGAGAAUGGCUCUACCUCUGAAAUUUGUCCUGAUAUUAAAGAGAGUGCCAUAAGAAGGGAAACUGAAGGUGAAUUUAGGUUAUUGGGUAGGAGAGAAGGGAAUCGACACGGUGGUGGUAGGCUUUUUGGUUCGGAAGAAAAUGAACCCAAUAGUAGGGGAAGAAGAGUGUCAUUUAGCAUGGAAGAUAAUCGAAAAGAGUUCUUAAGCCAUACCUUGGAGACAGGGGACGUAUCUGCUACUAGCUUGGAUGAUGAAGAGGCCACAAGUGACGGGGAGUAUGGGGAUGGAGAGGAUUGGGGCAGGAGGGAACCAGAGAUAUUAUGUCAACAUAUUGAUCAUAUUAAUAUGCUUGGUCUCAACAAAACCACGCUUAGACUUCGGUACUUGGUAAAUUGGCUUGUUACUUCGUUACUGCAGCUGAAGUUAAUGCUUCACGAUGUAGAUGAGACAGCAAACCUCGUUCACAUCUAUGGCCCAAAAAUAAAAUAUGAAAGAGGUGCAGCUGUGGCUUUCAAUGUCAGGGACAGUAGGGGGCUAAUCAAUCCAGAGAUUGUUCAGAAGCUGGCUGAAAAAGAAGGAAUAUCACUUGGUAUUGGUUUUCUCAGUCAUAUACAGAUUCUUGAUGGCUCAAGACAGCAGCGGGGAGCUUUGAAUCUUGAAGACACAACUCUUUGCAGACCAAUGGAGAAUGGUCGGCGCGAUGGAAAAGGUAGCUUUGUAAGGCUUGAAGUUGUCACAGCUUCAUUGGGAUUUCUGACUAAUUUUGAGGAUGUGUAUAAAUUGUGGGCUUUUGUGGCAAAGUUUCUCAACCCAGCAUUUGUGAGAGAAGGUGGUGGUCUUCCUACUGUUGAAGAAGACUCUGAGACAUGAGAUGGGAAUUUGGCCGGUUGAUUCAAUUUCGAAAACCGAACAUGAAAGAUGAUUUGUGGGAUGUUGCCAAAGAGGGGCAAGGGCCGAAACCCGAAAGCUGCAGGAAGAAUGAAUUGGUGAUCAUACGUUUGCUGCCAGGCAGACAGAUACCUAUCUCAGCAUCAAAGCUGGACAUGGCAAGCGGGUGGAUUUGUUAAUUCUUGUUUCUUGUUGCUUACAUUUUUCAGUUUCCUAUUUUUUUUCUCUCUUAUUGUUGAAGCUGCUUGUAGAGUUGGCUUUAGAGAUUUGUUACAUAUUGGGAAGCCAUGGUGUAUUUGAAGCAAAGAUUAUAUGGGUAGAGCUUCUACUGAUACAUACUUUGCUUCUGUUGCAUAAGAAAGGUUGUCCAACUUCUGUAUAAACAAAGUGUUCAUUUUCAUGCUAUAUAGCUUAUGAUAUAUGGGUGCUUUCUUUGUUGA
Lotus japonicus is the source of this 4006-nucleotide messenger RNA. RefSeq lists its product as uncharacterized. Bases 732 to 3548 code for a protein of 938 amino acids. The record is from RefSeq and is a predicted model, not a curated record. Lineage: Eukaryota; Viridiplantae; Streptophyta; Magnoliopsida; Fabales; Fabaceae. The transcript has a single exon.